Messenger RNA from Erinaceus europaeus (western European hedgehog), 3464 nucleotides. RefSeq names its product BLOC-1 related complex subunit 7 (gene BORCS7). The coding region runs from base 70 to 387 and encodes 105 amino acids. The transcript is spliced from 5 exons. NCBI's taxonomy places the organism in Eukaryota, Metazoa, Chordata, Mammalia, Eulipotyphla, Erinaceidae. The record is from RefSeq and is a predicted model, not a curated record. Gene Ontology annotation, cellular component: BORC complex.
CGGCAGUACAGCUCUUUUGACCCCAGCGACUCGCCAUCUUCUGGGCGAAGACGUUCACCAGUCGAGGUGAUGGCGACUGGACCCCCAGAUUCACAAGCGCGAUUUGGUCAAUCUGUGAAGGGGCUUCUCACAGAGAAAGUCAAUACUUGUGGUACUGACAUUAUCGCGCUCACUAAACAGGUGCUGAAGGGCUCCCGGAGCGCAGAGCUGCUGGGACAGGCAGCUCGAAACAUGGUUUUACAGGAAGAUGCCAUCUUGCACUCCGAAGAUAGCUUAAGGAAAAUGGCCAUAAUAACAACACAUCUUCAGUACCAACAAGAAGCUAUUCAGAAAAAUGUUGAGCAAUCAUCAGAACUACAGGACCAGCUAAAUCAUCUGUUGAAAUAGAUUGAUUUGUCAGAGUCAAAAGCACUUUGUCUGAUGAUGAAGAGGAAACAUUUUAUAUAACCAUUGUUUUCUUCAAAAUUCAAACCAGAAAAGAUUUGUGAUGAUAGUUUCUUCUGAGAGUGAAAUAGGUGUUUGAAUUUUAGAAGCUCUUCUUGACUUGACUAACCCUAUGUUGUUACUGAAUUUUUAAGUUGCUCUAUUAAUUUAAUAGAAGUUUUUAAUAGAACUCUAAUAUGUCAAAGUAUUGCCUAAAUGUGAUUAUUAGACAAAUACUGAUUAAUAUUUUAAAUUCAGAGGUAGAGUUGUUAGGGUCCAGGGAGGUGAUUGAAUGAAUCAUUUGCCUUUAAAAUCCUUCCAUGGGUGAGACCUCAGGUUUAGUUUUUGAUACCACAUAAUACAUAGAGGGCUUUGGUCUGUUUGGCAAAGGAAGGAAAGAAGGAAGGAGGAAGGGACAGGAAGAGGGAGGGGAGAGAGAGAAAAGAAAGUAAGAGGGAGAGGAAGGGAGGGAGGGAGGGAGGGAGGGAGGGAGGAAGGAAGGAAGGAAGGAAGGAAGGAAGGAAGGGAGGAAAACAAAACCAGACAACAUGAUAAAUACUGUUGUGGUAGGACCUGAUGUUGUCUUACCCCGUUGGGUACACACAUUGCCAUGUGCAAGGAUGUUGGUUCACAGCCUUGGUCCCUACCUGUGGUCGGUGGAGCAGUGCUGCAGGCAUCUCACCUUCCUUCUUUUUUCUCCCUCUCCAUCUCUUUCUGUCACUAUCUGUAUUAUAAAAUGGCCACAGGGAAUGGUAUAGUUGUGCAGGCACCAAGCCCCAGCGGUAACCCUGGUGGGUAAAAGAAAAUGGUGGAAUGGUGCUCUGGUGUCACUCAUAAAACAGAAGAGAGGGAGAAAGGGAAAGAAAGACUCUAUUUUGAGCAGGGCCGGGUGGUGGCGCAUCUGGUUGAGUAUACAUAUUAUCAUGGGCAGGACCCAGGUUCAAGCCACCAGUUCCCUCCUACAAGCAGUAGGUCUUUCUUUUUUCCUUCCUUCCUUCCUUCCUUCCUUCCUUCCUUCCUUCCUUCCUUCCUUCCUUCCUUCCUUCCUUCCUUCUUCCCUCCCUCCCUCUGUCUCUCACUUUCUUUCUUUCUUUUGCCUCCAGGGUUAUUGCUGGGGCUCGGUGCCUGUGUUAUGAAUCCAUUGCUUCUGGAAGCCAUUUUCCCCAUUUUUUGCUGCCCUUGUUAUUGUUAUAGCUGUUGUUGUUGUUGGACAGGACUGAGAGAAAUUGAGAGGGGGGAAAACAGAGAGGGGGAGAGAAAGAUAGACACCUGCAGACCUGCUUCACUGCUUGUGAAGUGACCCCCCCAACAGGUGGGAAGCUGGGGCUGGAACCAAGAUCCUUAUGCCCGUGCUUGUGCUUUGUACCAUGUGCGCUUAACCCACUGUGCUACCACGCGGCCCCCUGUAGGUCUCUCUGUCCCUCUCUAUCUAUUCCUUCCCUCUCAAUUUCUCUCUGUUUCUAUCCAAAAUAAAGAAAUAAAUAUUUUUUAAAGGACACAUAAUAAUGGUACACUAUUUUUUUUCACAUUUAUGUAAUUUUUUUUUUCCUUUUUAAAAAUUUCUUUCUUGGGGGAUCAAUGUUUUAUGUUCAACAAUAAGUACAAUGGUUUGUACAUGCAUAACAUUUCUCAGUUUUCCACAUAACAAUACAACCCCCACUAGGUCCUCUGUCAUCCUUUUUGGACCUGUGCUCUCCCUCCACCCACCCUGGAGUCUUUCAGUACACGCUAUUUUAAAAAGAUUUAUCUUACUCAUACACUUAGGAAAUACUGUUUUAGUUCAUGGUCACAGAAUAGUGUUUGGUAAGAUUUGCUUUCUGGUAACUCAGAGACAAUACUUUAUUCGUUGUGGCAGAUUUCUAGGUGAAAAUUAGCCAAAUGGUAUCAUUUCUGACCAGCUGUAGCCUCAUACCUUGACUUGCAUUCCAAAGGGGUUUUGUUGUUGUUGUUUUGUUUUUUCUUGGUUUUUGUUGUUGUUGCUGUGAUUCUGUGAUUCUUUUUUUUUUAAUUAGAAAAUGUUAUUUUUCUUACCAGAUACUCUAAAUCAAGUUUCAUCUAACUCCCAUAUCUUUCCAGAUUUAUGAUUAAUAUAACACUCUCUACUUUCCAAAGCUGAUAAUAUAACUCUUUAGUUCCAUAUUAAUGAACUUGUUACCCUUCUAAUCACAUAUUAGAAAAAAAAAUUUUUUACCAUAAAUAUCUUACCAUGGCAGGAACCCUUUGACACUCCUAAAAAAUAUUUUUUUGAAGUUUAUUUAUUUAUAGAUAGAGAAUGAGAGUGGAAGAGGAGAAAGAGAAAUCACUGCUUUCCUCUGGUGGUGCCAAGAAUGCUGUGAUUCUUAACUAAGUGGCCUUGGACUCGUUUUGUUAGCUAUCAGCAAGUUCACUUGUAUGACAUUAUUGCUAAAUGCCAAGGCAGUUGAACUACUGUGAUAUACCAUGUAUUCCACAAUUAAAGCUGUAUGUCUAUAGACAUUUCUUUGAAUGAUCACUGAAUUCAUCCUGUUAAAUAACAGUACCAUUGUCUCUUAUCAGGUCUGAAUGUCUUUAUUUUGUUUAAAUUUCAAGUGGGAUUCUACCCUGUUCUCAUUCAGUGAUUGAUUUCUAGGGGAUUGAGAGAAAACAAACAUAGAUACACAUAAAGAUGUAAAAUUUCUCCUAAAUGUUUGGAAAAACUGACUAUAGAAAUAUUCUGAAGUUACUAAAAACAAUUCCAAAAUAGAAAAUAGAAUUUCCAGGUUCAUUCCCCAGCAUACCAUACCAUAAAACACAGCUAAGCAGUGCUCUGGUUAAAAGAAAAUAUAUAUAUAUAUCUUAACAUUUGGUGAAAAAUAAAUAAUUAUAUAAUCUCAGAUUAUGAGCAUGAUUGAAUAUAACCCCAUAUUAUACAGAUGAGAAGGCAGCCAGGAAGAUGAAAUGAUUGAUGCAAGAUAUCUAAGUUUGAUGCUGCCUACCUAGUAACCAUGGAAAUAACUGAGUCUUGGUUCAUAUACCCCUGCUAUAGCACUUCUGGCUAAUAAACAUCUAGCUGGUCAAACUCA